Molecule: messenger RNA, 723 nt
Organism: Seminavis robusta
Lineage: Eukaryota; Bacillariophyta; Bacillariophyceae; Naviculales; Naviculaceae
Source: the annotation of a GenBank genome assembly
CAUCAAGUAAACUUACUACUACUAGAAGUUAGAAAGGCACCAGUUUACCUGGCUCUUCACUUCACCAAUCGGACGACCAGAUCAAGCCAAGCAAGAGACCUUCCAAAGCACAAAAUAGCUCAACGACGUCCUCACUGCACGAUCACCAUGCCAAGUAAAACGGAAGUGGCCAUUUCUGUGGGUCUCCUGAUGGCGAUGCUGGGGUUACUGUGGGAGUUUUCCUCGUUGCGCCAGUAUCGUCAGUCGCCUCACAAUACUCAACGCAGUACUCGCACGGACUUGAUGUACAGCAACACGACCGCAGUGAUUCUGCAGACCUUCCGGUCCGAGCUCGAAGAUGCAAAGCAGGAACUUUUGGAAGCUAAAUCUCGAUUGAACAAGCAAGAAAAAUCUAUGCAAAAGCUUAGUAAACUCAAGGAAGAAAUCCAGAAUAAUGCCUCUUCCAAGCAGCGUGACUUGGAGAACCAAGUGGCCAAGUUGGAACAGCAGAUGGGCAAACUAUUGGAGACUAAUAAGAAAGGAAUGGUGCCUGCACAACAGCAACCACAGCAAAACUCAGAGGCGUACAACCACAAUCAGCAACAACAACAACGACAAAGAGCAACAGAAACAGAGGACGGCCAGCAGGUCACCAAGAAGGAGAAAAGACCAAUGAGAAUUGGUGGCUGGCUGAUCGGUUCCUUUGCUUCCUUGGCGAUUAGGAAUCCAUCAGCAGAAAUGUAA